Molecule: messenger RNA, 721 nt
Organism: Symbiodinium pilosum
Lineage: Eukaryota; Dinophyceae; Suessiales; Symbiodiniaceae
Source: the annotation of a GenBank genome assembly
GUGUGGCGUGGCAGCUUCUCGCGUGGUGGUGCUGAGCUCUGGAAUCUCCACUGGGGAGGUAGACUUCACCAUAACGGCGGACCCAGUGGAGAAAUCUGCCUCCGACGUGAUUGAGGACUUGCAGCUGCAGUUGUCGGACGCGUCGUCUCCUUUUCGCACUGGCGCUUUUGCGCCGUUCGCCUCCCACAUUGCUCAGCUAAGCGGUGUGCUGCCGUCGCCACACUCCUUGUGGACACCCGGGUCACCGGGACCAAGGGAUGCGGAGGAAGCCAUUUGCUUAGAUCCGGUUGCAGAGGGCCUCAGCAAGUUGAACGAACUCGCUGAUGUAGGCGCGCACUCCGAUGACGAAGAGCAUGAGGAGGAUGUUGUGAAGCGACCAGAAUAUUGGGGCUUGCGGGUCAGAGACUUGUCAGAGUUCCACACCGCUAUUCGCGACGAGCUAGUAGGGUAUUGUGAAGACCACCGCAUGCGCUUUCAGCAUGGACAGUGCGUCCAUGUGUGCAAGCAUGGGGACACUUGCCCCUGGGGCGACCACGCCGGAGUGCCACAUGACAAGACAUGCAAGUCCGCAGAGACAUCUGGACAACCGCUGCUCCCAAACAUGCAUGCAGUUGUUGCAAGAUAUGUGAAGCCGCAAACUCGUUCCCUGGGCACGUCUUGGGCGACGAUGAAGUAUCCAAAGGGACUUCGGAUCACCCACUUCGUGACCCAUACUUGGGAG